CAACUCCAAACAUUUCAAUUCAAAGUUCAAACAUACACUCAGACACACACACACACACAGCGGAACUGAGAAAUGGAGAAGAUCUGCGUUGCUGUGAGAGUGAGACCGCCGGUCUCCCAAGAUGCCUCCGUCGCAACCUACUGGAACGUCGAGGACAACCGCAUCUCCCUCCACAGGCCACACGGCACUCCCAUCUCCGGCGCCUCUUACGCUUUUGAUCAUGUGUUCGAUGAAACCUGCUCAAAUGCUCAAGUUUACGAGCUUCUUACCAGGGAUUUAAUUCAUGCCGCGGUGAAAGGGUUCAAUGGAACUGCAUUUGCGUAUGGACAGACCAGCAGUGGAAAGACAUUCACCAUGAAUGGUUCUGCAAAUGACCCGGGAAUUAUUCAUCGUGCAGUGGAAGAUAUAUUUGAGAAAAUACAAGCCAUGUCUGACCGAGAGUUUCUCAUUCGAGUUUCCUACAUGGAAAUUUACAAUGAAGAAAUUAAUGACCUUUUGAGCCUGGAGAAUCAGAAAUUGCAGAUCCAUGAGAGUUUGGAGCGUGGCAUAUUCGUUGCGGGACUCAAGGAAGAAAUUGUAAACAAUGCUGAACAGGUUCUUCACCUUAAAGAGUCUGGAGAAGUCAAUAGGCACUUUGGUGAGACAAACAUGAAUGUUCGAAGUAGUAGAUCCCAUACAAUAUUUAGGAUGGUAAUUGAAAGCAGGGGAAAGGAUACCAACUCAUCUAAUGGUUAUUCAGGCAGUGAUGCCGUCCGUGUUUCAGUCCUGAACUUGGUAGAUUUAGCUGGUUCUGAGCGGAUUGCUAAAACUGGAGCAGGUGGAGUACGGUUGAAGGAAGGAAAGUACAUUAACAAGAGCUUAAUGGUUCUCGGAAAUGUAAUUAACAAAUUAAGUGAUGGUGCAAAACAAAGGGGGCAUAUUCCUUAUCGUGAUAGUAAGCUAACCCGUAUACUUCAAUCUGCUCUCGGUGGUAAUGCCAAAACUUCAAUUAUAUGCACUCUAGCACCAGAAGAGGUCCACAUUGAGGAAACAAAGGGCACUCUCCAGUUUGCUAGUAGAGCCAAGCGUAUUACUAACUGUGCCCAAGUGAACGAGAUUUUGACAGAUGCUGCUUUACUGAAAAGACAAAAGUUAGAGAUAGAAGAGCUGCGUAAUAAGCUUCAGGGGUCUCAUGCUGAAGUACUGGAGCAAGAGAUUUUAAAACUUAGGAACGAGAUGCUUAAGUAUGAACUAGAGCGUGAGAAGCUUGAAAUGCAACUGGAAGAGGAAAGACGGUCACACAAAGAACGUGAUCAAUGCAUCAGAGAGCAGCAGAUGAAAAUUGAAAAUCUGAGUAGUCUUGUUACUUUUUCAGAUUGUGAUAGGAACUCUAGUCAGGAACAUGAUUCAAGGAGGGAAAGCCCUAAGGAAGAAGGCAUUGACAGCACUAUUAAAUGCCAAGGAGACAUUUUCGAAACUCCUUGCUUUAAGGGAGCUCCCAAUAACUUUGUUGUCAAGCGUUCAAAUUACUCAAACCCACCUGAUUUUAGCCCACUUCCAGAUUCUUUUAGUGAUGUGGCUGACGAGGACACUUGGUUCAAAAUGAACAAAGGUUAUGUACCAGACCUAGAUUCACUUCAGAUGACUCCUGCAAGAAAAGUUCAGUCCUUUCCACCAAGCGAUGUAACACUAACUCCCGUUCCUUCAAAUGAGGAUUAUAAACAAGAGCUUGAAAAUCUCAAGAGACAAUUAGAAGUCUUAACUGAAGAGAAAAAUGAACUCCAGAGAAAGCACACAGAGCAAAUACUAUUGAAUGACCAAUUAAUGGGAGAAGUAUCUGAACUAAAACAUGAAGCCAAGAUUAUUCAAGAAAUCCCUGAACGAUUGCACGAGUCUGUGGCUAGUUGCAAAGAUAUUUAUGAGGAUGUUAUGUCAACAAUGCAGAGCUUUGCAUCAAAUGGUGAAUCUUCAACUGCAAAAUUGCUCUCUGGCACGAGUGAAAUUGGUAGAACCCUUUUCUCAACUUUGGAAACUCACUUUGCAAUGGUUAUGAAUCACAAGCCCGUCCAUGCAAAUGAUUCUGUAUCCCAAGAGCAAUACAAAGAGCUUUCUGAGAGUCUGAAAAGCACAGUGACAUCCUUAGUUCUAUCAGAAAAACCAAUGGAGAAUAAACAAGUGAAGAAUCCACAAUGUAGUUGCAACUCUAAGGAAUACACUUGGGAUGGAGAAACUGCUGGCUGGAUGGAGAAAUCUAGCAAUGGACUUAAUAGUAUCAAGGAAAAAUACCAUGACUUGGAGAAGGGCUUAGAUAAGAAUAACAAGUUGCUAGAGGUUUCUAAGGAAAGGUAUGGUAGCUUGGAAAGAGAGUUUAAGCUACUCAAAGAAGAACGAGACUCUUUGCUCAGAACAGUCUCUGAAUCAUCUCAACAGCUUGCACUACUUACUGACCAAAAGGAAAAUGUCCUGAAGGACUUGAGCACUGAAGUGCAGAGAAGAAAACGCCUUGAAGAGGAAAUCAAACAAUUUAGUGUAGCUUUUGCUUCUCGGCAGAGAAUACUUGUGUCUAUCGAGAAUGAGUUUCAAUCUACAAUUGAGAAAAUGAGAGCUCAAAAUCCAGUUUCACUCCCCAAAUCUCUUGGGUCUUAAAACCACAAAUAAUUAGGGCAUUCAAUUAUCUUUGUUGUCUGUUUCUGUACUAAACUAACUGUUGUGUAUUUAAGUAGUUCUCUGUCUAUCUACUGGUGUAUAUGAUAUGGUAGCUUGGUGUUAUGAAAUGGUUUCAUCAUUCCGAAGGUCAUCCUCGAUUCAUAUUGUCUGAUCAUCUGGUUAUGAUUGCUAUCAAGAGUCUCUCCGCUUCCAAUCUAUGAACUUCAUUUUCUUUGCUUGUUUGAUCGCUUUGCUAUCUCUUUUAUCUUGUUUGGGGUGGUAAAUGUAAUUUGCCUUGAGAAAAUUCUUUUUGAUCUCAGCCAAGGAGUAGGUAACAAUCUUUUCCAACAGAAAUCAGCCUUAAAUCAUUCCAGUUCAAGCAAGUAAUGAAUCACAUUUUCGCGU
Rubroshorea leprosula is the source of this 3030-nucleotide messenger RNA. The record is from the annotation of a GenBank genome assembly. NCBI's taxonomy places the organism in Eukaryota, Viridiplantae, Streptophyta, Magnoliopsida, Malvales, Dipterocarpaceae.